CAUCAAGCGCGGAACCGCGAUGGCGCUCGAUCGGCGACGAGCGCUGCUCUGCGCCUUGGUCGCCUGCGCGACGACGCAGGCGCGGCCGACGCCGCUCUCACCGCACCGCGUGUCGCGCGGCGGCGCCAAGAAGGGCGACGACGACAAGAUCGUGGGCCCAUGCAUCGGCAUCGACCUCGGCACGACCUACAGCUGCGUCGGCGUCUGGCAGAACGGGCGCGUGGAGAUCUGCGCCAACGACCAGGGGAACCGCAUCACGCCGUCCUACGUGAGCUUCUGCGGCGACGGGAGCCGCCUCGUCGGCGACGCGGCGAAGAACCAGGCGUCGCAGAACCCGAAGAACACGGUCUACGACGCGAAGCGGCUCAUCGGCCGCAAGUUCGGCGACGCGUCCGUCGUCGAGGACCGGAGCCACUUCAGCUUCGACAUCGUCGCCGACAAGGACGGCAAGCCCAAGGUCGAGGUCGAGGUCGCCGCGGGCUCGCGGAAGGCCUUCUCGCCCGAGGAGGUGUCCGCGAUGAUCCUCGGCAAGAUGAAGGACACGGCCGAGGCCUUCCUGGGCACGGAGGUCAAGCACGCUGUGGUGACGGUGCCGGCCUACUUCAACGACGCCCAGCGCCAGGCGACCAAGGACGCGGGCACGAUCGCGGGCCUCAAGGUCGAGCGCGUCAUCAACGAGCCGACGGCCGCGGCCAUCGCCUACGGCCUCGACAAGGCCCAGGGCGGCGCGUCCCGCGAGGAGAACGUGCUCGUCUUCGAUCUGGGCGGCGGCACCUUCGACGUCACGCUCCUCACCAUCGACAACGGCGUCUUCGAGGUCCGCGCGACGUCCGGCGACACGCACCUCGGCGGCGAGGACUUUGACCAGCGGCUCAUGGACCACUGCGUCGCCGCCUUCAAGAAGAAGCACAAGGGCAUGGACAUCGCCGGCGACCCCAAGGCCCUCCAGCGCGUGCGCAAGCAGUGCGAGCUCGCGAAGCGCGCCUUAUCGUCCGCCACCCAGACGUCCGUCGACGUCGACGCCGUGCACCAGGGCGUCGACCUCUCCGUGCCCGUGUCGCGGGCCAAGUUCGAGGAGCUCUGCGGCGACCUCUUCAAGCGCACGCUCAAGCCCGUCGCGCGCGUGCUCAAGGACGCGAAGAUCGACAAGAAGGACGUGCACCAGGUCGUCCUCGUCGGCGGCAGCACGCGCGUGCCCCGCGUCCAGGCGCUGCUCCGCGACUUCUUCGACGGCAAGGAGCUCAACAUGCGCAUCAACCCCGACGAGGCCGUCGCCUACGGCGCCGCCGUCCAGGCGGGCAUCCUGUCCGGCGCCACGGGCGACGCGACGAAGGACGUGCUCCUCCUCGACGUCGCGCCUUUAAGCCUCGGCAUCGAGACGGCCGGCGGCGUCAUGACCAAGCUCAUCGACCGGGGCACGACGAUCCCGGCGCGCAAGACCCAGACCUUCUCCACCUUCCAGGACAACCAGCCCGGCGUGCUCAUCCAGGUCUUCGAGGGCGACCGCGCGAUGACGCGCGACAACCGCGAGCUCGGCAAGUUCGAGCUCGGCUCCAUCCCGCCCGCGCCGCGCGGCGUGCCCCAGAUCGAGGUCGGCUUCGACGUCGACGCCAACGGCAUCCUCUCCGUCUCCGCCAACGACAAGGCGUCCGGCGCGACGCAGCAGAUCACGAUCACGUCCGAGAAGGGCCGCCUCUCCGAGGACGAGAUCAAGCGCAUGGUCGCCGAGGCCGAGGAGUUCGCCGAGGAGGACGCCAAGCUCCGGUCCGCCGUCGAGGCGCGCAACGGCUUCGAGUCCUACGCCUACCAGCUCAAGGCGUCGUCGGGCGCGCUCGACCUGCCGGACGGCGAGAAGGAGCGGCUCGACGCCGCGCUCGCGGCCGCGCUCGCGUGGCUCGACGACCACGCGACGGCCGACGAGGACGCCACGGCCGAGGAGCGCAAGAAGCUCGAGGACGUCGCCAACCCCAUCCUCGCCUCGGCCUACGCCGCCAAGGACGCGUCGGCGAACGCGGAGCCCGCGGCCGGCGUCGAGCCCGAGGACGACGACGACGACCUCGACAUCCCCGACAUGGAGUAGGGGGAUUCGUAAGCUACGGUUAGGCCAGCG
Messenger RNA from Aureococcus anophagefferens, 2110 nucleotides. RefSeq lists its product as hypothetical. Gene Ontology annotation, biological process: endoplasmic reticulum unfolded protein response; cellular response to unfolded protein; protein refolding. Gene Ontology annotation, cellular component: cytoplasm; endoplasmic reticulum chaperone complex; membrane. Bases 20 to 2080 code for a protein of 686 amino acids. The record is from RefSeq and is a predicted model, not a curated record. Gene Ontology annotation, molecular function: ATP-dependent protein folding chaperone; heat shock protein binding; misfolded protein binding. Lineage: Eukaryota; Pelagophyceae; Pelagomonadales; Pelagomonadaceae. The transcript has a single exon.